Molecule: messenger RNA, 543 nt
Organism: Linum trigynum
Lineage: Eukaryota; Viridiplantae; Streptophyta; Magnoliopsida; Malpighiales; Linaceae
Source: the annotation of a GenBank genome assembly
AUGGAGUCCGAAAGCUCCCGCCCAGCGGGGGGAAGUGGAGACAAAAAAAAGUAUGUCCAACCUACUGUUGAGGAACUCCAAACUCAAAUCGAGCAACUCAAAGCACAAAUUAAGACGCUGACCUUGACUCCUCCUCCCAAUGGCGUGCAUGGUAGUUCAAGUCAACAACAAGAAAUCCCUGGUGGAUCCGUCCAGCCAAACGGGACGUCGGCACCUCCCCCUCCCUCCCAGCCAGACCUCUCCUAUUUGGAGGCUCAUCUCACACCAGGCUUCCUCGGUGAUCCCGAUCACGGAAGGCCCCUCGCCCAGACUAUUCUUGAGCAGCCUAAUCCUCCCAAUUUUCAAAUGCCGCACCACCUGCCAGAAUAUUACGGGACUUCCGACCCGGAGGAUAACCUCAGUGCAUUUCAGAUACUGAUGCCCUUCGUGGGGGCAUCUGACGCUACUAUGUGCAAGCUCUUUCUUGCCACCUUACGGGGGGUAGCAUUUCAAUGGUACACACAACUUUGCAAUGGGUUAAUCCACAUGAUAACAGGUACUUGA